Fusarium redolens is the source of this 979-nucleotide messenger RNA. RefSeq lists its product as uncharacterized. The transcript has 3 exons. The record is from RefSeq and is a predicted model, not a curated record. Lineage: Eukaryota; Fungi; Ascomycota; Sordariomycetes; Hypocreales; Nectriaceae. The coding region runs from base 230 to 979 and encodes 249 amino acids.
AGUAGAGGUCUGUUUGUUCUGAAUUUAUAAAUAAAGAAAUGAAUGCUAUAUUUCAUCACUAUAGGUACAGCGACAUCGUAAGUUAAGGGCUGUCCUACUUAAAUGUCUAGAGUUACGAAGUUUAUGCGGCAUUACGAGGCUGAGGCUCUUUCCCAGCUGGCUCUCCUUAGUCUCAUCUCAAUCUAUACAAACACUUCUGGAAUAGUUCCACCUUUCUUUUCGGGAAAUAAUGGGCUGCUACUUGUCGAAACCUCCUGGAAAAGAGUCGCAUAAUGGAAACGCUCUGCAGGAAGGUCCCCAGCCUGGCGCCGAAAUAGGUUUACCCCAGCCAUACCAGGACCCCAGAUCGAUCGAUCAAGACAAUAACUUCCCCCUCGAUGAACGCGACAUCGCCUCUGUCUCUGCUGAGGAACUUCUAUCGGGUUUCUUGACGGCGCCUCAACUUCAUCACUAUGGCGCUGUCACAGUAUCACGUAUAUCCAAGCAUCUUGUCAUCAAAGGUGGUCCCGGCGUAGCAAAAAGCGAGGCGGAAAACAUGAAGUUCGCCUUUGAAGCGCUGCAGCUUCCAGUCCCCAGGGAUGCCAAAUUCCAAGGUCCAUGGUUCACAGACUAUGGUGCAGGGCCUUUUGACACUUUGGGAGAACUUGAAGACUGGUGCAAUCACAAAAUCGAUGUCUGCGUCAUGGUUAAACAACUGCCACCUGGAACGCCAAGAUUCGAAUUCAAAGAUAUAGUUCUUACCCACCAAGAUCUGGCGCCGAGAAAUUUAGUACUCGACAAAGAUAUGAAGUUAUGGGUCCUCGACUGGGGGUGCGCUGGCGUAUACCCGAAAGGGUUUGAACAAGCAGCGCUGCAGGUUCAGGCAUGGAACAAGGAGUAUGCUGAAAUGGUGCUGGGGAAGCUUUCAGACCACCAGUCUAUAGUGAUUGAACAACUUGCGGAUAUCGCGUAUGGGCUUUCAACCGGUCGCGCUCUUUGA